Messenger RNA from Archocentrus centrarchus (flier cichlid), 712 nucleotides. RefSeq lists its product as uncharacterized. Lineage: Eukaryota; Metazoa; Chordata; Actinopteri; Cichliformes; Cichlidae. The record is from RefSeq and is a predicted model, not a curated record. The transcript has 4 exons. The coding region runs from base 2 to 667 and encodes 221 amino acids.
GAUGGACAAGACUUUUGCACUCAGAAGGCAAGAGGUAGUUGGAGAGGCCCCCAUGAUAGCUGAUUUCAAAACGAGGUGGCCAGCCCUCUUCCAUGUGCGUGAGGUGAGUGCAGAGUUCAAGAGAAUCACAACAAUCCAUUUGCAGUCAACAUUCUUCUCCAGGGUGGAUGCUCACUCUGCAAACCUAAUGAAGGCGUAUGCCAAGAAAGGUGGAGUUCAAGGAAGAAAAAUCAAGACCAUCAUGGCACCCAUGACCCAGAAUGACACUAUUGAAGUCAGAAGAGAAUGCAUCCUCAAAGGUCUCUGCGUGUACUUGAAUGAAGAUCCAGAGAAGCUUGUGAAGGAAUACCUGGAUGUCGAUGAAGGUGCUCAAACGGCCAUAGCAGAAACUGUCUUUGGAAUCUUUGUCAUUCGAGCAGAAGGUGCAGAGCCUGGCGACAACCCCGUUGAUGUGGGGAUUGUCCUUGAGGGGGUGGAAGUGAUGAGUAACUUAGGAAAUGUAUCUUUGGCUGUGGUGAUGUUGUUGGGUCUUGUCUAUGCGCUAAAUCUGAGCUACCCUCAGGAGCUCAGGUAUACUUUUGAGGUUCUUCAGAAAAUCAUUUUGGAAUUGGAUGGACACAAACUGUCCAACAAAGCACAAGUUCUCAAAACACUGCUCUCCCGCUGAGAAACUUUCUACAGCAUCAUCCUAACCUGAGGAAAACACAUAUAC